GGAGACCGGGAGGGAGCAAGGGACGCUGCUUCCUCCGAGUCUCAGCCUCGCGCAGGAACCUGGAGCGCGAGCCCGCCAGGUCUCCUAGUGGCCUUUCCUCUACCUAGCAGCCCUCUGCUUGCCAGCCGUCCCUGCGAACGACCUUCGCCUUCUCCUCUAGGCCAUGGCCUCCCGCGGCGCGGGCACCCUGCUUACUGGCAACAAUACGGCCUACGUGCCGCCCUGCUUAAUGCCUGGGUAUCAGGGUCAUGUUCCAAAUGUGGCCUUCUCCUUUGGGGAUACCUACGGCAAUGCCACCUAUAAGUACUUCCAAGAUUGCAGAAAUUCAGCCCUGGAUACAAGCUAUAGUCCCUACAGCAAAGGGGGCCAGUUCCCAACGCUUUGCUCUCCAAAUCCCAACCUAGUAUUGGGUUACCGCUCCCAUGCCUGGGACCGCUGGCUACAUACACCUACCUAUACGCGCUAUAACCUUGACUGCAACAGAUCUACAGAGCUCAAGCAAUUCUAUCAGCUGGUACAGAUGCACCGAGAACAUUACCGAGACAAGACGGGCACCAUCAACCGGGUUCCUUACUUUGUGCUGCCUGUGAAGGAGAAGGAUCGUUACCCUCUGCCUACUGAUCUGAGCAGCACUCAGAACCCGGAAAUGGUGCAGAAUUUAAACUAAUCUCCAAGGCCUUAAAGAGACCACCGUUGUCCCCGAAAAAAAAGUGGCACCUGUUUAGAAUGGCCCCUGAGAACCUGAAGACACACCAAACAUUCCCAUCUGGGAAAAGGGUCUCCACACAGGAGAGAUAUGUGAGAGAUUGUUACUUUGAG
This is a messenger RNA of Dromiciops gliroides (monito del monte), 819 nucleotides long. RefSeq names its product family with sequence similarity 166 member C (gene CIMIP2C). Lineage: Eukaryota; Metazoa; Chordata; Mammalia; Microbiotheria; Microbiotheriidae. The transcript is spliced from 5 exons. Bases 164 to 667 code for a protein of 167 amino acids. The record is from RefSeq and is a predicted model, not a curated record.